Pelobates cultripes (western spadefoot toad) is the source of this 5979-nucleotide messenger RNA. The record is from the annotation of a GenBank genome assembly. Lineage: Eukaryota; Metazoa; Chordata; Amphibia; Anura; Pelobatidae.
GCAAGAUAUAAAAGAGCCUACAACACAGCUGCAGGCAAAGACAGUCAAAGACGGACACUGCCAGUAUCAUCGCUCGUGUGAUUGUGUGAGAUCUACUCACAGUGUCAAGAAAAACUCAUAGAGAUCUUCUAAGGACAUACUUUCACGUCCUCCCAAAUAGAGGUAAGAGGCACAUUCUAAUAUAUACUAAUUACAAAAUUAGUAUAUAUAUGCUCUCUUCCCUGCCUAAUUUUUAUAUAACUUGUUGCAUUACCUGUAUUCAUUUGUGUUGCGAUUAUCUAAAAAAUUAAGUCAUAUAUAAAAAGAAUAAAGAUGAAGAAUAAAAGUGAAAUUAUAAUUUAUAUAAUGUACCAAAAAUUAUUUUAUUGACAAUAGAGAAGUCAAAUCUGGCGAUUAAAAAAAAAAAAAAGAAAUUCCCAACAUAAUAUUUUAAGGCUUAGUACAUUUGUAUUAACUUUAUUGACUUUCUGCUGGAAUGGCUUUAUACCUUUUAUUGGAUUUUGUGAUAUUUCUUUUCAUGUUUGAAAUAAAAUGUUAAAAUCUUUGUUUAUAAAUGUUUGGGGUCAUGAAUUUACAGAAGUGUUGAAGACCAAUCCACCCCCCAAACACAGUUAAUUGCAAACGUCUUUAUAGCAUGUAGACACAUGCACAUGUGGUGAUCAAAUGUAUUUUCUGAUGCAAUAUAACUGGAGGGUUGCUGUAUGAUUGCUCUGUAGAAGUGAAGCUAAUCUCCAGUCAUGCAAAAGUAGGCACCUAUUGGGAGGGAAACCUUAACUGCUUUCAUUGUUAGCAUAUUAUGAACAUAUUCUUUGCAAUACAUAUACUGUAGAUUAUGUGAUUGACUAGGAUAAUACAAUCUUAAUACCAUAUAUUAGAACUACCUUUAGCGUAUAUCAAAGUUGAAUCCAUGCAGUAAUCAUAGUAUCAUGAUUACUGAUAUUUAUACCCUAAACUGGGGAUUGUGGAGAAUUAACGCGAAUAUCACAAAUUAUAGCCCAAAAUUAACACACUGAGUUAGUGAAUUUUUUAAUUCAGCUAUUUUGGUCUAAACAAACUAAUUCCUUGUUAGAUCUUGAGAAUUUACUGAAUGAGUCUUAUCUUGGGAUACAUACAAUGGGAGUGCCUUUUACUGACCAUGAAAUUUCAAAUUCUACGAUAGAAUUUUCAACCUGGAAGAAUAUGUAGAGAUAUUUCUCUAGUUCAAUUAUCUUGUCUAAAAGUGUAAAGAAUUCUUGGAUAAAUAGGAAUAAACCAUAAUGUAUAGUGACCGUUUACCCUUUUAACAUAAAAAAAAAAAUCAUGCAAUAAAACACUACAUUUAGGGUCAGCCACUUGGGUGAAACGUCAACCAUUCAUCGCAGUUUGUGGCAAUAUAAACAAAGAAAUCUGCAUUAUAUAUACCCUUUAUGUCCCAAAUAUUCGAUUUUUAAAAAAUUGAUUAUAAUAAUAAUAAUUAAUAUUACAAACCCUUUAUAAGGCUAGCAUUUUGUUGGGGCAAGUUUCUAAUUAUACAUGUAACAGAGAUGGUCUGUCCUUAGAUGCAAACCAAGGGUCACAUGUCCUGCCUCUCACGAAAUUGCUGACCUAGAAUUGCCAUCGGCUUCAGCCAAGGCAUUAUGGGGAUUAGAGCAUCUCUAGAUAUGCUUGGACCAUAUAUGAUAAAACACAUAUAAGCUAGAUAAAUCAGUUAAAAGCUUAAAGGGUUUAUCUACUAAAGUGAGACGUUAAAGUGAAUUUCAAAUCUGAUGUCAAAAUAGUUGAAUUUAAAAAUGUAUCCAAGUCAGCUAUGCUUCCAAUUGGGCUUAAGCCUGAAAUUAACUUUAAAUUCACAUUGAAUAAGCCUGAAAAUGUAUUACCUUGGUAAUAGUUCAAGGGUUACUAUUGUCCUUUUGAGACAGGGCGCCUACCAGGUGUAAUAUGUUCAAUUGGGCAUUAUAGAGAAUGCACUGUAAAACCUAUAAUAAUACUUUAUUUUUGUGUACGUGUUCAAAUUCAAAAUAAUUUUCUUUAAGUACUAAGAAAGUACAGUGAUUAAAGCCAACUGUAGAUUUCAAUGAAACACUCAAUGAAAACAUAGUUAAAAGGAAAAAGAAACAGAAUUUAGUAUUCAAGUCAAAUAUGACAUUUUUAUUAUCAUAUUACAAAAGUGUGCACAGAAAGUCAAAAAAGUGAAAAGCAGCGUUAAGUAAAUUAAAUGUGAAGAAUGUGGUUAAAAAAAAUACAUUUUAUGGGUUGGUCCCAGGUGCAAAAUAGCAUCUGGAUUCCUUAGACACUAAAUGAAGGUGUAAAGCAGUAAUUAGGGAGUGUUCAGUGUGUUAGUCACUUAAUCUGGGCUUGUGCUCAUAUUAGAUGAUGCAGCAUUCUAUAAUGCCACACUUAGAGAAAACAUUAAAAAUACAUAUUUUACAAAGUUCCACACAACCUGCUCUCUCUUAGAUAUCUGUACUAAUUACUAAAUACUAACUCGGAUCCUUUAUUCUUCUUAUAACCUAAGGCUCACCAUCCCUCAAAUUAAAUCCUGUAUCCUGCACUUACUACUCUUGAUUGAAGAUACCCCAUUCAUCUUAAACUCACUAUCAUACCGUCUCUGUUUCUCUCUCCCUCUAUCUCUCUGUCCCUCCCUCUCAUUUGCAUCUACAAAUGCCUAUUUCUUUAAAGCAAUUAAAAUUAUGCAACAUAUGUUUAUCAAAAAAAUCAGAUAAUGAUAUACAGGGCUAUAGCUGACAGAGAAUUAAUGAGAAUUGUAGUACGACAGCAUUGGGAGGGAUAUAGAUUGUAUUUAUUGGUUCAAACCACAUUUCAAAUCAUCGUAUUAACAUUCCACAUGGAUUUAACUAUUUUAUUUGAGCAAGCUCCCGUUUUGAAUUCUCACAUUGGGAUUUAUUCACUAGACUCACUAUUUUGGUGGAUUUAAUUGCAAAAUUUAGGCAAAUAUAUCUAAUUUGAAGAGAUUUUCCAAUUUGACGAUAGUUACAGUGUGGCUAUUUAAGCCUUUAUAUUUGAUUAGAUUUCAAUUCAGUUAAAUUCAGAGUUUAGUGAAUCAGUUCAUCUUGCUUUAGAGCAUUUUUGUAAGCAUGGUCACCAAGUUCUCAUGAGCUAUAAAGAUAUGAUAUUAGCUAUGAAGAUUUGCUGCAGUCAUUGAGUCUUGUGUUACCCAUAACUUCAUGUAUCUAAAACUGUACGCUGCGUUUUAGCUAAAUAAACAAAUUAAUGCAUUGUAACUAUGCAAAUUCAUUUGUUAAACUACAAUGUAUUUUCUUUUCUGUCCAAUAGGUUAGACAAUCAUGGUUCUCUGUGGCAGUAUGAUGUUCAUCAUUUUCGUGUUGAGCGUGAAUUGGUGCAGUUCUCAUGGGAUGGAACACAAAGACAGGUAAAGAUGCAAAAUUGUCAAGUUAAAAAAAGAGGGUUUAUUCUCUAAGGCCUCAAUUUAAUAUUCUGGGAUAAACUUUCCGAAUUAUUUUUAUAUAUUUCGAUAAAGUUAUAUAUAAAAAAAUGUAUCAACAUGUUAAAAUAUUCUUUAGGAUAUUAAAUCAUUUUAAAAGUUUAUCCAAAAAUAUGAAAUCAUUUUGAAAAUUGUAUCUAAUAUAAAAGCAAGGCCUAAAUCACACAUUGUGUAGAAAUGACAAAGAGAAUUUCACAUUUAAAGCAAAAAAUUGUUGGAGAAUUUUUCAAAUUCUGCUAAAAUAUGGUUGGAAUUCCUUUCCUGGCUCUCCAUGAUUCCAUCACAGUGUCUAUACAGAUUUAAUACAUUCUUAUUGAAUAAGAGAUCACUUUGGUUUCGUUGACAAUAAAAGUAACUGGAUUAUUCCUUUACAGACGAAUGCCUCCCCCAGUAAUGUCUUUGUUGGAUAAAUUAAGAAGCUUCAAAACUCAAGAAUCUGCAAGAAUUGUCAGAGAUGUUGGUGAUGAACAUUUGAGCAAAGACAAUGACCUUACAGAAUUUACUCCCCAAAAGCAAACCGAUAAUUCGAUGGAUAGCUUUCACAUUCCACUAAGGUAAGGAAAGUUUUAUGUGUGGGUACAAGGAAGUGUGUAAUAUCUGCCUUAGCCACUCCUCCAGUAGGGCUGGGCUGUGGAUGACCAAGGACCGUUAUUCAAUGUUAAACUCUUUAAAAAUGGUUUAACAUUGAAUGAAGGGACAGUGCCAGGGGAUGCAAGGCACUAUAACCAAUUCAAUGAAAAGAAAGGGUAGCUCCCCUUUUGUUCACCAUUUAACAAAUUUGAGUAACUGUAAAUACUGACCAUAUGUAUCUCUCUUUUUCCAGCUCACAGCUUCAUCAAAGACAAAAACGUUAUAUCUCCUCAAUUUCCAUGCGUGGUUGCCACUUGGGCACCUGCCAAGUCCAGAACUUGGCUAGUAUGCUCUACCGCCUGGGAAAUAACAGCUUUAAAGAUGGGUCCAACAAAGAUACCAAGGAUCCUUUAGGCUAUGGACGUAGACGUCGUUCCUUGGUACAGAACCCCAAAAUAACUGACAUACUCCAAAAACUGCUGGCCACUUAAAACUCCACCGAGGACUUUUUUUGCACUUACUCCACUAUUUGAAGAAAGCAUGAUGGAAUCUCACAAAACGUAGUGCAGAAUUUUUUGGUCUUCGGAUUUCCUGUGGAGUUAAAAAAACAAAAUCCUACCUUGGAGAUGUACUCCUCGGCUGGGUGGUCAGACCGCAAGCAAGCUAGUUCCAGAACCAGAAAUGACACUAAGUGUGUAGUGAUACACUUGACUUAAAUAGAAGGAAUAACAUAUUUCUGCACUGAAAUUUUCUAGUUAAAAAAAGUAGAAAAAUGAAAUCAUAACUGUAGUCUCAUUUUUUUCUAGCAUAUUACAGAAACUACUGUAAUAAGGAGUGUUCUUUCCAAAAAUAACACACUUAUCUCCUUUACCACUACUGUGUAAUUCAGUGUGCCAAAAAUAAUAUUGUUAAGCCAUAUUUAGAAUGAUGUGAAUUAAAUACUUUGUUGUGGUGGAAGAUGACUCAAAACCUAUUGGUAGGUCAGCAGGGUGAAAGGUUAGAUAAUGGAGUUUUAUCUUGUGUGUAUUCAAGGUUCUUUUCAGGGUUGCAGGUAAAAAAUAUGUUCAAUGUUUACAUGAAUUCUUGACAUUCAUUCCAAACAGAAUUGUCUUCCUUUUCUACCUCUGAGAGUAGGCUUGUUCUGCUGAACAUUCCAAGCUGAAAACCAAAAAUGGAAUAGGAAGAGUCCUUACUUCUCUAAGAGCUAGAUGGAACUGCAGUAUUCCAAGUUUCGUUUUCUUUGCAUAAAAGAAAUAUUCAACAUUCCAAGUUAGAAUUAAAUAAGUACUCGGCAAAUGCAGACAUGCUUGAUACCACUUGCAUAUGUAUUAAUUACUGUACAAACAAUGAUCUAUGACAAAACUACCUCACAUGAGGUAUGCGUGAGAAACAAAAUGGCUGCUUCCUAUAGCCAUGUUGUUGACGAUUUGAUUUUUACAUCAAGAAGGUAGAACCUGCUGUGAGCAAAGGCUACACAUUAUGAAGGUGAUUACGUCUUUCAAGCAUAAUUUUAGAAAUAACUUUUUUUUUUUUUUUUUAAAGUUCCCUAAAGUAUCACAAAAAAAUAUAUCUGCAGAUAUAGCUCAGGCCAUAGAGUAUUACUUAGGACCAGAGGUCAACCUAGGCCUUACAGCUGCUGUUGACUGGCAGUGUAUUCUGGGAAAGAAGUGGACACUAAUGUUCUAAAGUGUAGGAGGAACCAAACCAAGUUCAAUAUGGUCUGCGUGUUCCUUUGCUCUGGGUAGAAGAGAUUGUAAAUAGGAUCUGUUAAAUAUAAAUGUAAGUGUAAUGUCUACACAUUCAGCACAUGUAUUUAUAGUUUUUGCAGUCAUUCAAUGUCUAAAUAUUUUAAAUUAAGUUUUUAAGUUAUAUAUGAUGAGGAACAUAAAAUAUUAUUUUGAAAAUAUACAUUUUGUGAAGGCACUUUUCUUACAUGGGAACGAUGAAUGUUGUUCACUUAUUAAAAG